UAAGUUUCAUCCUCCCUAGCUUCUAAAUUUCACCCUAUCUUCCACCAGUUGUUGCAUUUGAUAGGGAACAAUGGGUUCCAAUUUUGCUCAAAUUACACUAGCAAUGGUGCUAAUUGCUUCAAUGCUGGCAGUUAGCACAGCCAAUAAGGAUUGGCAAUCUGGUAAUUACAGCGGUUGGGGCUUCAGCCAUGGCUCAUAUCACCUCAAUAAGACCCAAGGACCAAACAAGAUCGCUGUUGGUGGCUCAGAAAACUGGCAUUUCGGAUUCAACUACACAGAAUGGGCUUUGAAGAAUGGACCAUUUUACCUCAAGGACACUCUCGUUUUCAAGUAUGAUCCACCGAAUAACACCACACGUCCUCACAGCGUCUACUUGUUCCAAGACUUUUGGAGCUUCUUGAACUGUGACUUGAGUCGAGCAAGAAUGGCGGGAAAUCAAACACAAGGAGGCGGAGACGGCUUUGAGUUUGUUCUCAAGAGGUGGCAGCCUUACUACUUCGCUUGCGGCGAGCAUGAUGGUUUACAUUGUAAGGACGGAUUGAUGAGGUUCCCUGUCUUCCCAAUGUUUCGUGGCUAGUGACCAAUCGAUGUUGAAACGCAGUAUUAAGGCAAUGCACAAAACACACUUUGCAUUCGUGUUGAGCAAAUAACAAAGAGACUUGGUAUGCAAGUUUUUGAGAGAGUAUAGUUGACAAGUUCAAUGACAUAGGUAUUGACCAUGUCUACUAUUUAAUUAUUAUUGUUCUUUAGUGAUGUUUUACUAUGUAACCAAAAAUUUGAAAUAGUUUUUGGAAAUUUGAAAUUGAAUGUUAAUGGUAAUGUUGUACUAAUUAAACCUCUUAUAUUUCCUCUUCAGAAAUAAUAUUACAUUGAGGUA
Molecule: messenger RNA, 877 nt
Organism: Malus domestica (apple)
Lineage: Eukaryota; Viridiplantae; Streptophyta; Magnoliopsida; Rosales; Rosaceae
Molecular function (GO): electron transfer activity
Source: RefSeq, a predicted model, not a curated record